This is a messenger RNA of Zeugodacus cucurbitae (melon fly), 7707 nucleotides long. RefSeq lists its product as uncharacterized. Lineage: Eukaryota; Metazoa; Arthropoda; Insecta; Diptera; Tephritidae. Gene Ontology annotation, cellular component: cytoplasm; cytoskeleton. Gene Ontology annotation, molecular function: protein binding; GTPase activator activity. The record is from RefSeq and is a predicted model, not a curated record. The coding region runs from base 629 to 4999 and encodes 1456 amino acids. The transcript has 18 exons. Gene Ontology annotation, biological process: signal transduction.
GUUGUUUGUUCAAUUUUUGGUAGCAAAAUUUCCUCUGUCAUUCGUUUAUUCGUCUCCAUUUCAUGACAUUUGGGUUUAUUUUCCUCAGUUACUUCAUUUCUGUUGUGCGUGCGAGCGAGUAAUAUACAAUUAAAACGGUAGUCGCGGAAAAUAUCUUUUAUAUCAAAUAUACAUAUAUGUAUAUGUAUUUUUAACUAGGAUAUUGCUGAAUUUAAAUAAUUGAAAUGUCAGUUUAAUUUAAAUGCUGUAAAAAGAUAUUAUAUGCUCAUAUCGGAAAAUUGGGUGCAUAUGUGGUGCAAGGUAGUGGAAAAUGGCACAAGUUGAUUAGUUCACAAUGUGGGCAUUAGUAUUGAAGAAAAAAAGGAAGUGUAAACGGGAGGAGCAACGUUCGGCGUAGUGAAAAACGGAGGAAAAUUGCAGUUCACCGAGUUGGAAAGUGUUAAAACGUUCACGUUGCAAACGGUUUUAGGUGUAUCUAUGUGUGUGUUAUAAAAUAUAAGAUAUCUGAAAAAAAGAAAUAAGAAAAUCAAAGUGUACGCAAAUAAAAAAAUAGUGUUUAAGUGCAGAUAUAGUGUAAGUCGUGGAAAAACCAGCGUCGAUCAUUGAAGGCGAACGCAGUUGCGGAAAAAUGAGUUCGAGUUGCAGCAACGAAAGAAUAGAAUGGGUGGAAAUAAUCGAGCCACGCACCAAGGAGCAUAUGUAUGCAAAUCUCACAACUGGCGAGUGCGUUUGGGAUCCACCGGAAGAUGUACCAAUUAAGCGCACCGACUCAUCACAGUGGUGGGAAUUGUUCGAUACGAAUACGCAACGCUUUUACUACUACAAUGCGGCGACACAGAAAACCGUCUGGCAUCGGCCAAGCAAGUGUGAUAUCAUACCGCUGGCGAAAUUGCAAACGCUCAAACAGAAUACGGAUCCGAGUGAUCGUAAGGAGAGUAGUACGCAAACGCAGCAUACGACAGGAGGAGGCGGGUCACAAUCGCAGUCGACCUCGGCGACCCAAUCACCUUUGGCGGCGGUCGGUAAGCUGCGCGCCCAACGCAGUGCAGCGCGUGAAGCUGCAGGAUUGGCCGCCAUGAAUAAUACGAAUACCGGUGGGAGUGUCGGCAGUGGUGGCAAGCGCAGCAGUGCGGGCAUAGAGGGACGUAGCGCCAACGCUUUGCCACUGCAUGCCAGUUCGGAGGAGAAACUCUCCGCUGAGUUCAUUUCUAGUCCACGUGGGCGUCACAGUUUUCGCGUUGGAACGGGUGAUUCAUCAUCGUUCACGGACAUGCAGCCAUUCUCUGCGAGACGCUCACAAGAUUCAACAAACCAUUACAAAGAGUCGGGCAAGUCCAGCGAUUCCAGUUUGUCCAGCAUACAUGGCUAUCGGCGUUUCAACGAUGCUGGCACUGGCGAAAGCUUGCGGUUGAGUUCACUACAGAAACAGCGCACACGCAAGGAGGGCAGCUUUGAUUUGUUGCAAGAGAGCACUAGUGCGCACAAUUUACCGCACGCCUCAUCCUAUGGUGGUGGUGGUGGCAGCGGCAAUGGUGGUGUUGGAGGAGGUGGUGUUGUAACAGGCGAUAAAUAUUUCGAUCGUCAUCAUCAACAGACGCCAACGCAAACGCAGCAACUCUUGCCGGGACAUCAUUUGCCAGGCUACUGCUCGUCCAAGUCGUCGGAUGUGGCCUCGCCCACGCAUUCGGCGCACACACCACAACCAAAGAAGAAAUUCUCGCCAGACGGUGGCAGCGCUGUUGUGGGUACAGGUGUGAGCGGUCAGUAUCCACCGCUGGCCUAUGCACAUCAAAGACACUCACAGUCGCAGCAGCAACAACAACAGACACCACGUACACAACGUAUCAGCGGUGCAGGAGGCAGCGGUUCGGGUGGAAGACAUCACGGUGCGGCGGAAUAUGCUGGCGAACGUGAGCGUGAAUAUAAAGUGUCACUGGCGCGUUCGGGCAGCUUCAUGUCAACAGCCAUAAAUCCCACAGCCGCAGGGCAUCACAGCAAGUCGUAUCGUAAGUCGAGCGGCGAGGCUAAUGGUGGCGCGGCCAGCGACGAUUCUAUGCAUGAGAAAUAUUUCAAGUCUGUGGAAAAUACACCACUAUCGCGUCGUCGUCACACUGCCGCCACGAAGACUACAAGUGGUGAUGGCACCGGUGGUGGCACAAGCGGCAGCAGCAGCAAUAAAAAACACUCGAGUGACUCGAGUCCGCAGAGCCCCAUAAGUCCACAGAUCAAAUCGAAGUCCACGAAAACCGCUAACAAUGUGCUCGGUAGCGCCUUUACUACUAACACUGCAAUGCAUUCACCCGGUCACUCGCCAACGGCGCCUUUGCACAACAAACAUCAUAAGCAGGAUUCUUCAUGUAGCUUGGAACUAUUGAAUAUGGAACGCAUGUCCUUGAAUAAACCGACGUCGCCACAUUUAAGCGAUGUCGUUGCUGCCUCCUCUUCAACAUCACCAAAUAACCUAGUUGCAACAACCGUGGGUAUGAAGAAUUUCCCUUCGUCGGAUAAUAUUGGUGGCAUGCUGACACAUUCGUCGCGCAGCUCGACGGAUUCGCGCAGCAAGCAGCGUUCGUCGACGGCCACGCGUGCAUAUCAACAGCAGACACCACAGCAACAGCAACACCAAAGUCAGGAUAAUCGUUCGGUUGGCUCUUUGCGUCACAACUCGACUGGUGUGGACAAGCAAGCGAAUCGCCGUUCAAAUGAGCACUAUUACGACAGUUCUCGUGGCAACAAACAAGAACAUCGUCGUUCCCGUGGUUCACGGCAGCAUAACAAUCUGCUUAAUGCGGAUAACAGUGAUGUGGAGUAUGACAACGGCAAUAUAUCGCCGCUCUACAGCAAUUGGGAUCAGGAGAUGCAUCAGCACCUGCUGCCAUUGAAGAACUACAUUAUGGAGCAAGCCAAAUUGUCUGGUCACUAUGUAUUCGGUGAUCCCAUCGACUCGGACUCGUAUCACUCGGAUAGCCAAUCGGAGCACUCGCUCUCCGGUCACGAGCCAGAUAAUGAGGACUCGGAUGGUGGCUCAGACACGCAUGGCGGUUAUUUGGAGCACAAUUACGGCAUGAUUGAUGACUAUGCCAACAUGGAUGACAGCGUGUCCUAUUACGCAUAUCAAUAUCCACCCUAUGAUCCAUCGGGACGUGAGGAUAUCUCCGACAAUGUGGAAGCCGUUCUCGAGGGUAUCGGCAGUCAAGGUGCCGAACGCGCUACCGAAUUCGCACAAAAACCAAAGCAACGAUAUCAAAUCUCAUUUUAUGAUACAACGCACACUACACCAACACAACAACAACAGCAAUACACACAAAAACAACAAUCACUUGGUCAUCCUCAAAUUGGAUCUCAAACACAAAUACAACAAAGUCAACUGUAUUCGAAUACACCACCACUAGCGCCACACCAUCACCUGCCACCACAACCGCCGCUGCCACCACAUCAGCACCUUCAACUCGACGCCGAUACCAAACAAAAGCAAUCACAAACACUACCCUCACCAAAUCGACAGAUUUCACGCAUUGCCCAGUCGGGCGGCGUCGGCGGUUCAACUAGCAUUGAUGGCAAUAACACCGCUGGCACCGGUGUUAUCGGCACGGGCGGUGGCAGUGUGCGUCUGCAUCAUUAUGCCAAAGAUGAAAGUGGCGGUGGCACGGCAAGCAUGUCUCGUACGCCCCGUUUGCCACCGCCAUCGUUGAAGCCGACAAUUCAGCAGAUAUUUCCACCCAGCGAGCGCGCACCACCCAACUUGGGCGGCCUGAGCACCACGCUGGUGUGCAUGAAGGAAUGUGAUAUUGAGAAAUUCGCCGCCGACAAUCUGAAUUUGCAUUCGAAGGGCAUCUUUCGUAAAAAGUCUUCUGUACGCGAUAUGCUGAGCUGGACUCCGGAACCAAUUAGCCGACCCAUGUUGGCGCUGUCACGCGACAAAUCGGACAAGAAAACUGCCAUUGAACUCUUCAAGCUGGUGCAAAUCUACAUGGGCGAUCGGAAGGCGCGUGUUGGCAUGAGUCUCAAUUCGGUGGCGAUCGAUAUAAUAGUCGCAGCGCUGCCACAGCAACAACUGCGCGAUGAGUUGUACGUGCAGCUAUGUCGUCAGACCACUGAAAACCCAAAGCGUGAUUCGCUUAUACGCGGCUGGGAGUUAAUGGCGAUUUGUUUGUCCUUUGUGCCGCCAUCGCCCACAUUCCAGCCAACAUUGUUAAAUUAUAUGAAUCGCCAUCGUGAUCCUGCCUUCGCUACGUCAUUUCCGGAGGUGGGCAAGUGGCCCAUACAUGUACAGAUCUCACAUUAUGCAACAGUUUGCUGCAGACGUUUGGAUCGUAUCGGUAGUCAUGGUCGCAGGCAGGCCAAGCGGCCCACGGAAGAUGAAGUUGAGCAGGCGAGGAAUCAAAUUCUACGCGUCAGUAUGUUUGGCAACACAAUCGCUGAAGUUAUGGAUUUGCAAAAGGAUAAGUUCCCAAAUCGCAGAUUGCCAUGGAUACAAACUACACUCUCGGAGCAUGUUUUACUUUUAAACGGCAAGCAGACGGAGGGAAUUUUCCGCGUCUCCGCCGAUGUAGAUGAGGUGAAUUGUUUGAAGAGUCGUUUGGAUCGGUGGGAUGUUCCUGAUUACAAAAAUAGCAUGGUGGACGCGCAUGCGCCGGCUAGUCUUUUAAAGCUGUGGUAUCGCGAAUUGUAUGACCCGCUCAUACCGGAUCAAUUUUACGAGGAAUGCGUCAAUACAGAGGAUCCGGACAAAGCCAAAGAAAUUGUUGAUAAGCUGCCGGAGCUUAAUAAGUUGGUUUUAACCUAUUUGGUGCACUUUUUGCAACAAUUCUCCCACGCCGAUGUGGUGAGUUGCACCAAAAUGGACUCAUCCAAUCUGGCGAUGGUCUUUGCACCGAACUGCUUGCGCUGCACUUCAGACGAUCCGAAAGUGAUAUUAGAAAAUGCGCGCAAAGAGAUGUCUUUCAUGCGCACACUCAUACAACAUAUGGACACAACGCAUGUGGCGAACCUGACUUGAGCGCGCGACAUGGACUGAAUGUAAAUAUGUAACAGAAAUAGCGAAAAUAAACGUUGAAAGUCAAGGUGAACGCUUGUAAAGGAGGACAAACAGCAUGAUAGUGGUAGCAUAAGCACAGAAGAUAAACACCAAAAAAUAUUAUACACUUGUAUUUGCAUUAUGAUAUUUGCAAAUAGAAUUCUGAAAUGCGUUUUUGCUUUGUUUUACUAUAAAUAUAUUGUAUUAAAUAGCGUUUAAGUAAUUACAAAUUUGAAGAGAAAUACUCAUUUGGAAAGCAACACUGCAGCAUUAAAGCGAGAAAAACUGCUAAUACAUAUUAUACAUAGAUAUACAUAUAUACAGUUGUAAUAACAUUAUACAUAUAUAUAUAUACAUACAAACAAGUAUAGCAACAAACUGUCAUACGCUUACAAAUAUUAAAUAGUAAUGCGUUGUAUUUAAUAAAAGUAGGUCACAAACUGCAAUACUCUUAUAUGCUACUGUAUACGAGCAUACAUAAUUACAUAUAUACAGACUCUUAUAUACAUACAUAUAUAUAAAUAUUGAAUAUAUCUAAUAUAAAAAAAAUAUGAGAAUUUAAAUGAAGCAUGCCUAGUUAAUAUUAGAUAACCCCCUAACAAAAGCAACAACUACUACAACUACUACAUAUUGCUUUCUUCUGCUUUCUUUUCUUAAACAUAAUACUAAUUAUUUACAUAUAUACAUAUGUAAAUGCUGUUGUAUGUGCAGAUUGUGUGAGCAGUAAAACAAAAAAGAAACGGAGUUUAAAUAAUUGUGCAUAGCGUAUAAGCAUUUAUGGGCAUUUGUAUUUGUCGUGCGACUAAACGCAAUAAAUCGGUGCGAGUGUUGUUCAAAGUUAGUAUACUAAAUAUCAGUAGUUGCAUGCCAAAAUUAAUUAAAAUAAAUUAAUACAUAAUUAUGUAUAAUUCUAGCUAAAACCAAUUUAAGACCAUAUAAAAUGUAUUGAGGAAUUUCGUAACAAAAAAGAAAACGCUUUGAAUUUAUUUUUGAAAUGCAAAUUGUAAAAAUGCCCAAAACAAACAAACAUAAAAUUACCAAAUAAUUAGUGACUAAUAUUAAUUUUUCUACUCAGUAUACUUCAGUUAUACAUUUAUGUAGCAUUUAUAAAAAUUAAUUAAUUAAAUAUAUACAUACAUAUAUACCUACUAAAAUGAAGCUACGGGAAACAAUAAAGUGACAAAAAUUAUAAAAAUAAAAAUUGUUCAAUUAAUAAUUGUUAAAAGUGUUAAUCACAAAUUAACUGGAAAAUACUUAAAACUCAAUGUAUUUAGUGAAAAAAUAAAAAAAUCAUUCGCAAAAUAUACCCAGGACAACGCGCACACAACACACCCCCGUAAAUAUGUAUAUUUAUUGACAGAAGCUGAAAAUAUUCACAUGAUCGAAAAAUAAAAGAAAUAAAAAGAUCGUUAAAACGCAGCAACACAAUAAAAUUGUAAGCAUUCGAUUCACUUCUUAAUGGAACUGUUAACUACAGAAAAUGUGGCAAAUUGUUAUAUGGAAAUACUUGCUUUGGAUUCAUGUACAUACAUACAUACAUAUUUUACCUUGAGUUAAAUUUCUUUAAUUAUUAUUUUCGAUAUAGUCUUUCUUAUCUCAAAUAAUUUCAUUAAAAUGUAAAACAAUUAUCAAAAGCAAGUGAGUUAGCACUUAUUUUAACUUAAAAUUCUAUUUUAUUCAACAAUCUUAUUCGUUUAAGUAAUACAUUUAUCACUGCCGAUGAAAAGACAAAACAGCAUCUUUUCCGUUUCAUAAAAUUUCAGCAAAUGAGAUACUAAAUAUAGAUAAAGAUAAGCUUCUUAAUUUAAAAAAAAAGAUUUCUUUGUUAAAAAUUUCCGAAAUUGUGUGCAGAAAUCUAGGGAAGUGAGAACUCAAAUUUUAAAUCUUGAAAAAUUAUAAAUAAAAUAUACAUUUUCAAAUUUUUAAAUUUUGAUGCAAAUGCUCUUUUUUGCAAUCUCUCUCAGCCUUGAAAAAAUAGUCUCCCGCCACUGUUGAUAACAAUUUUCGGCAGAUACGGUCUUUUGAGUAAUAUUGAGGCACGAUUCAUUAUUCUCUACAUCUCUCUCAACUGAAUUUAACUACAAACUCGAGAGUUAACAUUCAACCAAAGAAAAUUUUUAACAACUUGGGUUGGCUAAUUCAUUUUUAAUUUUCUCUCUAGUUUCCAGUAAAAGUAUUGACCAAACUAAAAGUGGUAAAAUCUUGAAAGGGGUAUAUUCAUUCCAUAUAAUUUUUAUUAAUAAUUCCGAUCAUAGUUCAUUUGCUAUUUUUCCAGAAAGAAGACUGAAAAUUUUGAACUGUAGUCUCUUUCAAAUGAGUUUAAAUAUUUAAUCUACGCACAUACUUCCAAAAGUAAUGUUAAAUUUAUUUUUUUAAAUAAAUUUUAUUCAUGCGCCUUAACAAUUUCGAAACAACUAAAUAUGAAGAAAAUAAAUUUUAAUAACUUAACAACCAAUAUUUGCAUUAAGUAGUAAAAAAAAAUUAAAUAACAAAAUAAUUAACAAAAAGUAAAUUCAAUAUAUGGUAUAUUACAGUCUCUCUAGAAUCAUUACAGAUAAAUUAUAUGAAAAUGCUAAAUUAUAAAAAAAUAUUAAUAUUUUUUCAACAAAAAAAAAAAAACAAAAAUAAAUUAGUAUUGCGCGAAAUGAAAGAAAAGCAGUUAAAUUCUAAAAAUCAAUACACAACUCAAA